Penicillium taxi is the source of this 1890-nucleotide messenger RNA. Its product is annotated as fungal specific transcription factor domain-containing protein. NCBI's taxonomy places the organism in Eukaryota, Fungi, Ascomycota, Eurotiomycetes, Eurotiales, Aspergillaceae. Gene Ontology annotation, molecular function: DNA binding; zinc ion binding. Bases 1 to 1890 code for a protein of 629 amino acids. The transcript has 2 exons. Gene Ontology annotation, biological process: DNA-templated transcription. The record is from RefSeq and is a predicted model, not a curated record.
AUGGGUGAAGAUGUGAAUCGAAACCACCAGUCUAGGGCUCUGGGCUAUAUCGGCAACAACUCAGAAUUGGCUUGGAUGCAUAAGUUAGAUUGUGAAUCACUCGAUUCAGUGAGAAAACGCUGGUCUGAAAACAGACGGUCGCUACCGCCUCAAAAUUCCAUCACGCACCUGAGUUACUUUUUGAAUGAAGAACGCAACCUGGAAGCCGAAGUAGCUGAUCCGUUUACAUUGCCAACGAGGCCAUGGGGAAAUUAUCUCAUUCAGACUUACUUUCAGACAGUCGAUCCGUCUUUUCCUCUGCUUGAUAGAGAUUUAUUUGCUUCCCAGUAUGAGCAUGUGUUUGAGCAGAACAAAUCGAGACCAACGAAAAAUUGGCUGGCAGUUUUAAACAUUCUAUUUGCCAUUGGUUCUAGAUACUAUCAGUUGUCUCAGCCAGGUCCUAACAAUUAUACGGAUGACCAUGUGUUUUUCGACAGAGCGACAACACUGAGCUCUAUUAGUGGAAGCGUAAAAUGCGGACACGCCGAUAUUCAGCAGGUGCAAAUUGAACUGUUAGCAUCUAUAUAUUAUCUUGCAUCAUCACAAAUCAAUAGAUCUUGGAAGAUGGUUGGUAUUGCAGCCCGUUCAGCUAUCGGACUGGGGAUCAAUCAACAAGCCAUUGGUGACAAUAUAGAUCCAACGUCUAAGGAGACUCGUUGUCGCAUUUGGUGGUCAAUUGUUUCCUUAGAGCAUCAACUCUCCGUGGUCACUGGCCGAGCUUCUUGUAUUGACUACUACUCUUCUGGAACAGCUCCUCCAUCACCAAUCGCCCCAUCAUCAAGCAGAGAUAAUUGCCAUAGAGAAAAUAUGGCUGUCACUAAUCUCGUUGAAGGAGCAUAUGAUGGUCAAUCUCUUCACUGGACUCUCCACGGAACCCAACUUCAGAUACAGCAGCGCCUCCAGUGGUUCGAAAGUAUCAAGCCAACAAAAUUCCUUUGGUUCUUCCAUCUGCUUGAUUUGGAGUUGAUUACACAUGCCGUCGUCAAUAACGUCUACAACGCGGAUGUGUAUCGUGAAGGAUGGGAUGAAACCGCUGCUCGAAUGGCUAUAUACAAGCUGAAGUUUGCAACAUGGCUACGCAGCCUUCAAAAGCCAUAUAAGUUUAUGAAUGCCGAGGGUGCGCUGCAAGUUACGGAUCUAUCUAUAGAUCAAAUAUCUCUCGCCUUAAACUACCUGAGCUCACAAAUCAUCAUUAAUCGACCCUACCUGCCUCACUCAAGAGUAGACAACGCGGGAAUUUCACAUCCACGGUCAACCUGCCACAAGCAAGGUGUGAUUUCUUGCAAAAACGCUGCUUUGGCUAUCUUGUCAACAAUGACUGACAAGCCAGACUUGAACUGGCUGUACAAAGUGACGCCGUGGUUGAAUAUUCUGCAUUUCAUGAUGCAGGCUAUGGCUGUGCUUCUUGUUCAUGCGACCGUGGGAGGCUUCUGGGAAAAGACGGCAGUCAGUGUUAACUCCUCGGGAGAGGAAACAGCCAACUCACUCGAUCCGAAAGUCAUCGAAGUUUUUGCUGGAAUAAAAAAGGCUAUUCAAUGGCUCGCAGAGAUAGCCAAUAAAGAUAUCAGCGCUCAACGUGCCUUCAGUAUUUGCACCAAGAUUAUUCAUCGGUUUGACCCAACCAACGGAUGGGGACUUAGCGAUGUUUCUUCAAUCCCGCAGCAAAAUGUGAAUGACGAGACAUGUUUCAAUCUGCCCUCCCAGUUCCCACCUUCACCAGAUGGGCGUUCAAGUCUCGGGUGGGGUCCUGAUAGAGAGAUUCACGAAUUUAGAGCAGAGCAAGAACCACCACUGUUGAGUCUAGAUCCAGUGUUACUGGCUACUAGUUUCCAUGAUCUGAGCACCAUGUGA